AUGGCGAUUAUUUGCCGUCACCGGUAUAUAUUACAUUUACUAUUUGUGUUACCAUUACUUUGUUAUUGCUAUGAAAAAACAUUACGAAAAAUGGUUAGAAACCAAUCUAAAAUGAUACAACAACCAUUCAGCGUUAGUGAUAACGUGCACGGAAGCAUGGCGUGGAGGAACAAGACAUUAGUUCAAGGAAAUGAAGUUUUUAUACACCCAGGGUAUUCACAGGUCAAGACAUUUAUGCAUAGGGUCCAAUUUCCAAAAAUUUCUACCAUACUAUCGUCAAUGGAUUCUCACAGCAAGGCAACGUAUUCAAAAACAAAAUUAUCAAAUGCGGGCAACAUAGGUUCCCUAGAGUUCAGACUAUCAAAGAAUAGUCUCAAAAAUUUGACAAUGGCUUUGUCUCCAACUACCGAAGAGAGUUACCGGUUUUACCCGCCAAGACAUACAAACAACUCGCAUGAAACAGCCGCAGGUGCUUAUUACGAGAUACCACAAAGGCCGACAGCCUCACAAUUCUUCCCUUCUUCUAACGACGGUGAUUUACAAAGUGUGGAACAAAAGUCAUUCAGCAAAGAUGCCUUAGUAAUACCUCCUAACCCUAAAAAUGACAAAGAAAGCAAAAGCCCUGUUCUAAAAGGGAUGUUCAUAGGAGACACAAAACAUAAUAGGUCUUCACAUACAGUAAAGGACUCAAAAAAUAAUGGCGUAUUGAAAGCCGAAAGUGAUGAUAAGGUGGACUACUUGAUUCAAAAAAAUGCUCCUGUUGUAGCUCCUGCCUACAAUUACAGUGUAAAUGUAAAUCCUUAUGUUUGUGUCGCUAUUCAAAAGGUGCAAAGUGAUAUUGAUGCCCAAACAAAAUUCAUCGGUCUUGACAUUGAGCCUCAGUGGAUGUUCAAAAAUCAGUUCUGGGAUCACAUCUUUGAAAGUCGAUAUGAAUAUUUAAUGAGGAGUUCGAGUUGGCCUUCUUUACAUGUGAUUUUGAUGCCGUCCACGCACGUUGAUUCUAUUUGGAAACGAAGCUUCGAACACUACCAUGUUAAUUCAGUUAAAAAAAUACUGUCGAAUGUAGUAAAAAAACUACAUUUCUAUACAAAUUUUACCUUCACAUGGCAUGAAGUAUCACAUUUGAGUCAAUGGUGGAAAAAGACCACACCAAGAAAUCGAUCGAUUUUUAGAAAACUACUGAAAAGUGGAAGACUGGAAAUCACUACUGGUGGUUGGGUUGAAACAGAAGAGUCAACAUCACAUUUAUUUGGUCUAGUCCAUCAAUUAAUAGAAGGUCAUCAGUGGCUGAAACGUCAUUUAAAUUAUUCACCGAAAGUGGGUUGGUCAAGUAAUAGCGUAACGCACAGUCCGACAUUUGUAUAUCUGUUGUCGGCUUCUGGUAUAUCAUAUCAUGUCAUAACAAAUCUUCACUACUCAUGGGAACAAUAUUUUGCCGAAUUUCAGUACAGUGACUUCAUCUGGCUUCAAGACUGGGAUAGCGAUAUAAACAUUCAAACAAAUCUUAAUAAACACUUAAAUAGAAUAGGUUACGAACGAUAUCCAAAACACGCAGUCUUAACUCAUAUUCUGCAAUUCAAUGCAGAUAAUUAUGAGGGAUGUGGACCCAAUAAAAAUAUAUGUACGAAGAAUUUUGAUUUCAGCAAAUUUUAUGAGAAUAUUGAAGUACAUUCUUACAAUAUCAAACAGAAAGCUGAACUUCUACUGGAACAGUAUUCUAAAACUGGGACAUUAACACCCCAUAACGUACUCAUAGCAUCUUUAGGUGGUCGCUAUAGAUAUGAAUCACAAGUUGAAUUCGAUUACCAAUAUAACAACUACCAAAGACUUGCUGACUUUGUUAACAUAAAUAGUAAUAUUUAUAAAGCUAAUAUUGAAUUUGGUACUCCUACAGAUUAUUUUAACACAGUACUAAAGAAGCAUAAAAAGUACCAAAAGCUGAAGGGAGAUUUUUCAAACUUUGCUGAUAUAAAAACAGGCACACCCGCUUAUUGGACAGGAUUUUUCACGACGAGACCUAUGCUGAAAAUCUUGCUUAGGCGAAUUGAAUCAACUCUUCGGACCACUGAAAUCAUGUUAGCCUUCGCGACUAAUUUCAAUGUCUUACCUCAUUACAAUUCAACAAAUCUGUUUAAUAUUUUAGUUAAAGCACGUGAAACUGUUGCUCGUUUACAAGAUAGGCAUGUAGUUGGAGGUACUCUCAAUAUUAUGAGCCUUCAAUAUGUUUACAAAAAUAUUUUAUCUACUGUGAAAGGGUGUUGGUACAUUCAAGAGGUUGUUGCAAGCUUACUUACUAUGAAACAAAAUUUAACUAAUCCAGUCCCAUAUCUCAAAAAGCUUGUGUACAGGGAAGGGGAGUAUACUAACGUUUUUAAAACUGUAAGUCCAGGUGAUCAAAUCUUUGUCUUAAAUUCUCUGGGUCAGGAAAGAACUGAAAUAGUGGAAAUGGUGACGAAACAACCAAAUAUACGGAUUGUAGACUACAAUAGAAAAGAAAUAACAAUUCAAAUUUCUCCUAUGUGGACAUACAAUUCGGACGGCUUGAUUAAAAUAUCUAGCACGUUUUUCAAAAUAUCCUUUUAUAUUGUUGUUCCACCAAUGACAUUGGAAUUAUAUAGAAUUAAAGAUACAUAUGAUGCCACAAGUAAUGCAGCAACUGUGUACUGUAGUAAUUGUAUCGUGGAUGGAGAAGGCGGUCCAGCUACAGUGUUACCAUUCCCAUUUAUCAUACAGCCAGUUCAACCUGGAGACGUGCAAUUGGAAAGUUAUAAACACAGAAUAAUAAUUGAUGAGAUUACAGGUUUUUUGAAAACUGUCUUAGAAAAAGAAACAAAUAUAGAAAAACCUGUGAUAAUCGAUUACGGAGCCUUUAAAAGUUCAGAUGUAAAUGCGGGAAUGUUUUUAUUUAACACGAAUAUAACCAAACCAUUACAUGAUAUUUUGUCGCCAUAUCGAAUUGGUUUGAAAACUAAAGUAGCAAUUAUAAUAGCUGGAAUAGUGACAUCUGAAAUGACUACCAUAUAUGGACAUCUAUUACAGCACACUAUCAAAUUAUUUAAUCUCAUGAGUACUCCAUUAGCCAAUGCCAUUUCUAUCGAAAGCAAAGUAGAUUUUGAGGCUUCUCCUAAAAAUAGAGAAUUUGAAUUAUUUAUUUCCAUUAAAAGCGAUAUUAAUAACGACAAAAAUAAUCCUGAAAUUUAUAUUGACAACAAUGGAUUCCAAUAUACACCACAUUUACUGAAUAUAAGUAAUAGAAUUGAAUCUAAUAUUUAUCCAAUGACUAGUAUGUCUUUUAUCCAAGACCACAGAAGUAGAAUGACCAUUUUAACGGAUCAUGCACAAGCAGUUACAGCCUUACAAGAAGGUCAUUUGCUUAUCAUGUUGGAUAGGAGAGUUUUAUUCAACGACGGUAGAGGCACCCACGAGGGUUUAGCUGACAGUAGUCCCACAUAUCAUCGACAUUUCUUAUUAUUGGAAAAUUUUGUAGAUUCUGCGAACAAAUAUAGUAAUUUAGAAUUAAAAUUACCAAGUUUUACGGCGAACCGUCUUGCCAAAUUUUUGGAUAACAAUCCAGAUAUAUUUUUAGUUGAUAAAAAAUUUGUGGAUCAUACACAUUAUGCAUUUUUGCCUUUGAUAAAGGCUUCUUUUCCUUGUGAUGUUUCUGUUAUAAAUUUCAGAGUAAUUGUCAAUAAAUCACUGCAACCAUUUGCUCCGACUGCAGCUUUAUUGGUGUUACACAGACAAGGUGUAACGUGCCGCAUAGAUGAUUCAGCUCUAUUAAACUGCAAUGGUGAGACAAGUUUUGAUGUGGAAAAUAUUCUUCGUCACACUAAAGCAGUUUUACACACAAACUUAGUGGGAACAAGUGAAGGCAUGCCUAUAAAUACAAUUAACAAUGAAAACUUCCCAGCUUUAGAACUAAUGACUUUGAAAAUAUAUUUUUAG
This is a messenger RNA of Chilo suppressalis (striped riceborer), 3945 nucleotides long. The record is from the annotation of a GenBank genome assembly. NCBI's taxonomy places the organism in Eukaryota, Metazoa, Arthropoda, Insecta, Lepidoptera, Crambidae.